GCCGUUUAUACGAUGUACAUCUUGGUGUAGCCUGGUGUACGCCAUCAUAGCUUGUAGUUUUCGGCGGAGCACUGGGCUACUCGAAAACGCAGCAACCUCUAGCUCGUCCCAGCCUUAACGGAGGUCACUUCAACGGGAAUAUCCCCCAGUCCCUGCUGAGCCCAGUGGCUGUGAUAGUGACAGUGUUUGGACCCUGGCGAGACUCCAGUAGGCUGGGACAUCAGUAAACACCAGCAUGCAUCAAGCCUCAUGCCAUCGAUGUCAUAGAAAGAGGCAAUGUACACAGCUUCUCUGCGCAGCCCUCCUCAUCCUCUCCCCUAAUCCUUCACCUAUCGCGAGACCCCACUCGCUGCAUGAUCAUGAAGAAGCCGUUGAUACUGGAGAAGGGCGAAUAUCGUGAGGUCAGCUACGAGGAGUUGAUCAAGAGCUUGGUAGCGAUGGGGUACUCCCGUCCCACCAACUUCUUGUACAUCUCGUACGUUAAUGGCGCUAAAACUUCUGUAACCAUCGACCCCUCGUUAGUUCUCCCGAAGUGGCUGCUCUCCGAUGAUGUAAACAAAGCCUCCGACAAGGAACGCUAUAACCUGAAGCUGGUGCGUAAGGACGGUAGCAUCAACGCGGACGUUGUACUCGUUCCACCGGGCGAGCAAGGUUCAAACGUAAAGGCGCUGGAAUCGAGGCGAGCUAAGCUCCAGAUAGAGGCCAAAUACGGUACAGCGACCAUAAAACUGAACUCGGUACAGGCAUCGCUGGCAGACCCAUACAUCUUGAAUGUAGUCGCUGGCGAUAAUGUGACGCUUUACAUACCCUCAUCGUUCCAUGGUCCGCUACGACUUCGAGCUUCUAAGGGAUACGUUUCCUUACACGGGACACUGCCCGACAAGAGCAUUCCGCUCGGAGACAGCUGGUGGACGAAAGAGAGCAAAUGGUUUGUGGGAGAUAUCAGCGUGCUUGGGGACGCCUGGGAGGGAGACGAGAUCGUAGUCCACGCAACGAAGGGGAACAUCAAUGUUUAUUAUGCGGAGGACUUAGAGUUCGAACUUCAAGAUAAAGGGGAAGUCACUGGUGCUUGUUCCUCAACAUCGACAAUUGCCAUGAGCCAACAACAAGGCGUUCCCAGAAAUGUAUGGCAGCAGCUCUCCCAAGAGUGCGCUCAAGGCGCUAUAUACGAUUCAAACGAACGUCAGCCGCAUUCCAAGUGCCUCCCGGGCACCCGAGUCGAUCUCCUCCGCACGCUCAAGGAAGCCGCUGAAGGAGCUACAGAUGAACGACAGAUCGUGUGGAUCGCAGGCGAGUCUGGGUCCGGAAAGUCGACCAUAGCGCAUACGCUGGCGGACGAACUUCGUGAGGAAGGCAGGCUUGCAGGCACGUUUUUCUUCUCGAGAAAGCAUACGAAGAGAAGCGCAUUCGAGCAUGUCUUCCUCACGCUCUCAUAUCAACUCGGGCUGCAACACCCCAUUGCUCGAGAGGUCAUCGUUAAAGCGAUUUCUGACGACCCUGCGCUCCUUUCCUCCGAGAAAUCGCGUCGCGACCAACUAGAUAGACUGGUAAUAGCCCCUCUCCAAGCCUUAGCACUUCAAUGGAGCGACGCCAGGAUGUCUAUGAUCAUCGACGCACUUGACGAGGGCACUGCAAGUGGCAUUCAUCACGUCAAGCCGUUCGUUGUCCUGCUCGCAGCCCUUAUCAGAAACCCUUCAAUUCCCAUCCAUAGAAUAUUUGUUUCUAGCAGGUCCUGGCCGCAGAUCCGCUCCGUGAUGUGCAACAACCAGUUUGCGGACAUCAUGCGGGUUAUACGACUCGAGGACUAUGACUCGCGCCAGGAUGUCGACCGUUAUCUCAGGCAUGCUUUCGAUGAAAUAUACGAGUCGCAUGAUCUCUCCACCGUCCUUCCCCCAGGGCUAUGGCCGUCUGAAAGCGAGACCUUGAUGCUGUCAGAACGAGCGUAUGGCCGUUUUAUCUUUGCAGCGACUAUAGUUAGAUUCGUCGAUCAAGAUCAGCCUCAGGAUCGUCUCCGGCUCGUUUGCAGCAUGUUGCGCGGGGACGUCGAGCAAGUCUGGGGCAACAUCGAUCACUUGUAUUCUUCUAUUAUCGAAGAUAUUGACCUCCCGGCCCGCGAGCUCGGAAUGAAGUACCUUGCCCUCAUUGUGAAUCUUGCCGAACCACUUUGCCCCUCCGACUUGCGUCUCUUUUUUGGAGUUGAUGUCUAUUCGCACCUCCUCCCGUUCUCAGCCUUUGUUUCCAUCCCCUCCGUGUCGUCCUCAGAUUUAGUUCAGAUCCAUCAUAUCUCAUUCCGUGACUUUUUACAGAAACAUAGCCAAUACAAAGGCGAACAGACCGACAAGCGCCAUAUCCACCAUGUUCUGUCCUCCGCCUGCUUCCGAACGAUGGCUAGACUGCUGAAGCGUGAUAUAUGCAAUCUUCGAGAUCCCUCGCUCCUACACGAAGAAAUAUCUGAUUUUGCGCAGAGACGUGACGCGAUCCCAUUCCCUCUCCGAUAUUCCCUUCGUCAUUGGUUGCACCAUAUGAAAAAUGGUAGCGUUCACGGCGAGGAUCAACAUAACCUUCUUGACUUCCUGGAGAAAAGGUUACUCUUCGCGAUAGAGACAUACGCUGUUUUUGGUGAGCUUGGCACCGCUGUUGAGCUUUGGCGAUCUGCCAGAAAGUUUAUCGUGAACUGGCCCGACGCCUCCUUUCCGCGCAAGAAGGUUGCUUUAGCACUUCUGUACGACAGUUGGCGCUUCACACUUGAUUUCUUUGAUGCAAUCAGCUCUUCUUCUCUUCAUGUAUAUGAAUCGGCGCUUCCGUGCUGUCCAGCAAAAUCUCAGAUUCGCACCACGUACAGUCGGCUCCUCGAAGAAAGCACCAUUCUGAUCGUCGAGCAAGGUUUAGGAAAUCACUGGGACUACAUAACUGGUGUUAUUCAAGUUGGUGCGAAGGUUGAAUAUGCUCUUCAUUAUCGUACACCCCCUGUUUCUCUCUCUCCAGAUGG
This is a messenger RNA of Coniophora puteana RWD-64-598 SS2, 2989 nucleotides long. RefSeq lists its product as uncharacterized. NCBI's taxonomy places the organism in Eukaryota, Fungi, Basidiomycota, Agaricomycetes, Boletales, Coniophoraceae. The annotation marks the transcript as partial. The record is from RefSeq and is a predicted model, not a curated record. The transcript has 7 exons.